Molecule: messenger RNA, 1212 nt
Organism: Exophiala xenobiotica
Lineage: Eukaryota; Fungi; Ascomycota; Eurotiomycetes; Chaetothyriales; Herpotrichiellaceae
Exons: 3
Coding region: 375-716 (113 amino acids)
Source: RefSeq, a predicted model, not a curated record
GUUUGACGGAGGACAAGCACCACAGUACCACACGUAUUCUCUCUGUGUUUCUGCUGCCGCCAUCCGCAGUUCGUAUCACGUCCCGAGACUCAUGUCAAUCUUGGAAGUGUCCCAGGUAUUAUCCCACCUUUCAAUCAGGCUCUGCAGCUCCAAGAAACUUGGCUGCAUCAAGAACCACUCUUUCACUUGACUUCCUUCGUCCUCAGCUGAAGGUGUCACCUUUAGUCUAGAGAUCCACUCGACCGUGAAUUGAACCCUACCUCUCUCUUACUCCGACCACUAUAUCUUCUUGAUUCCCUACUUUCACGUCAUUCGAACGGCUUUCUUGACCUUGACCUAUCUCCCUUGUCCUUACUCGGUACACAUCUGUCAAAAUGGAUCAACUCAAAGGGGCCUUGAACAGCUUCACCGGAGGCAACAACGAACAAACCCCUCAACAGAGCGGUCAACAGCAGGGCGGUUCCUCUGGAGGUGGUUUCCUCGGCGGUCUAGGUGACAAGUUCAAUGCUGCAGCAGGUGGUGGUCGAGAGUCGGAGAAGAAUGAGGAUUACCUCGACAAAGGUGUCGACUUCGUUCAAGAGAAAUUCCUCGGCCAAGGACCUCAAGACAACGAAAGUGCCGUUGAACAGGCCAAAGACGAGCAGAUCAGCGACUUCAUUCGCAACAAAUACAAGUCGACCAGCGGUUCUGAUCUCCCAUUCAAGGACAAGUCCUAGAUUGCGGCCCCCGUUGACCUUUACGAACUGCCUCCAUCGAUGACGCUCUCGACAGAAAAUCGGACGUAGGAAAGUGCUGGAUGCAGCAGUGGACUGGUCGACAAGAGUGCUGUCGCUUGCUACAAAUGGUGACAGCUUGGUGAGCUGGGAUGCGAGCUCAGUAGCAUGGAAUUACAGAAGUGCUGGCAUGGACUUCCAUGGCAAAUAGCACGACACGAAGGACUUGAUUCGUACCUAGGUAUGGAUUGCAUCACAUAGGCAGCCGCCCAAUAUCAGAAACAGCUUUUUCAAGGCUUCAACGAAUAUUCCAAAGGGAGGGAGUCGGUCUACUGUGGUAAAAUCCUAUUCAGGAUCAAUCGUUGCUUUCCAUGCUAUGGGUCGACAAGGUCUGAGCAGCAACAUCUUAACAAGUUUGCAGCCCAUCUCAUUCAGCCUGAGAUAAGUUCUCCUCCAGACCACUCAAUUAUCCUGACCAACAUCCUCAGGUAGCCGCCAG